AAGUGUGGAUCAUUUUUGGCGCUUGUUUGGCCACUUUUCUCCUGAUCUUUGUGAUUCUCUACAACAUCAGGUGAGCAGAUCUCGUCUGUAAUCAAUCUGUGUGAUGCUUAACUGGGCGUUUCGGGGGUGUCUCUGGCAGGCAAUAUGCUCAGGGUGGACAGUACCGGAAGAAGCACGUUCGGAUGGACGGAAAAGUAGUGAUCAUCACGGGCGCCAGCUCUGGAAUUGGCUUCGAGACUGCUCUGGAUCUGGCCAAGCGAGGCGCAAGGAUCUACAUGGCGUGCAGGAAUUAUGAAAAGUGCGAAAUUGCUCGCUUGGAAAUUGUCCGGAAGUCUGACAAUUCCAACAUUUACAACAGAACCCUCGAUUUGGCCUCUUUCGACUCGAUCCGGAGCUUCGUCAACACAUUCCUGGACGAAGAGACGCGCCUCGACGUCCUGGUCAACAACGCUGGCGUGUUUUACGCUCCAUAUUUAUUGACCAAGGAAGGCCACGAGAUGCACUUUGGGGUCAACUAUCUGGGCCACUUCCUACUCUCGAACCUGCUGCUGGACACGCUGAAGAAGUCCGAGCCGAGCCGCAUCGUGAACGUAUCGUCGUACUUCCACUUCGCCGGUCAGAUCAACAAGAACGACCUGGACAGCCGGCAGAGCUACGAACGCCUCACGGCCUACAAUCAGUCCAAGCUGGCGCUGGUGAUGUUCACGCGAUACCUGGCGCAUCAGCUGCGCUGCACGCGUGUCACGGUGAACGCCGUGAAUCCGGGCAACGUUCUCACCAACAUCACGCGCCACUUGAGAGUGCAUCGCAUCGCGCACGCCGUGGGUCCGGUUCUGUCCACGUUCUUCAUGAAGACACCGCGUUCGGGCGCCCAAACGUCCAUCAAGUUGGCCGUCGAGCCAAAGCUCGAGUUCAUCAGCGGAAAGUACUUCAGUGAUGUUAAAGAGGAGGAAGUGGCGCCGCAGGCCAAAGACGAGCAGACAACGGAAUGGCUGUGGCACGAGAGCUUGAGACUUACGGAAAUGUGGGACAGAAGUGCAUGA
Molecule: messenger RNA, 1043 nt
Organism: Phlebotomus argentipes
Lineage: Eukaryota; Metazoa; Arthropoda; Insecta; Diptera; Psychodidae
Product: retinol dehydrogenase 13-like
Exons: 4
Coding region: 183-1043 (286 amino acids)
Source: RefSeq, a predicted model, not a curated record